CUCCCCUUGUCUGCGACCCAGGGAAUGGCAGCACUGUCAUUCUAGUCACUCAACAACCACCACCACCUGCACCCCCGCUCGCUCCGGGCAAUGGCGGCGGUUCUGGCGGUCCUGGUGUCGGCGGUGGCCGCCACGUCCAUCACGGCCGCGGCGCUCAACACGGACGGUCUCGCGCUGCUGGCGCUCAAGUUCGCCGUCUCAGACGACCCGGGCGGCGCGCUGUCCACGUGGCGGGACGCGGACGCCGACCCCUGCGCCUGGUUCGGCGUCACAUGCUCCACCGCCGCCGGCCGCGUCUCCGCCGUCGAGCUCGCCAACGCCUCGCUGGCCGGGUACCUCCCGUCGGAGCUCUCGCUGCUGUCGGAGCUGCAGGCGCUGUCGCUGCCCUACAACCGGCUCUCGGGGCAGAUCCCGGCGGCCGUGGCCGCGCUGCAGCGGCUGGCCACGCUCGACCUCGCGCACAACCUGCUGUCGGGCCCGGUCCCGCCCGGGGUGGCGCGCCUCGUCUCGCUGCAGCGCCUCGACCUCUCCUCCAACCAGCUCAACGGCACGAUCCCCGCCGCGCUGGCCGCGCUCCCGCGCCUGGCCGGCGUGCUCAACCUCAGCUACAACCACUUCACGGGCGCCGUCCCGCCCGAGCUCGGCGCCAUCCCCGUCGCCGUCAGCCUCGACCUCCGCGGGAACGACCUGGAGGGGGAGAUCCCGCAGGUCGGCUCGCUCGUCAACCAGGGCCCCACCGCGUUCGACGGCAACCCGCGCCUGUGCGGCUUCCCGCUCAAGGUCCAGUGCGCGGGGGCCGCCGGGGCGGACGACGACCCGAGGAUCCCGAACUCCAACGGCCCCACCGACCCUGGCGCUGCGGCGGAGGUCGGGAGGAGGGGAGGCCCGAGGCAGCCGCGGCGGCGGCGCUCGUCGCCGGCGGUCCCGGUCCUCGCGGCCGUCAUCGUCGUCGCCCUCGUCGCCGGCGUGGUUCUGCAGUGGCAGUGCCGGCGGCGGUGCGCCGCCGCGGCCGGGGACGAGGGGAAGGAGUCCGGCAAGGAGAAGGGCGGCGGCGCGGUGACGCUCGCCGGCAGCGAGGACCGCCGCAGCGGCGGGGAGGAAGGGGAGGUGUUCGUGGCCGUCGACGACGGCUUCGGGAUGGAGCUGGAGGAGCUGCUCCGGGCCUCCGCCUACGUCGUCGGCAAGAGCCGCGGCGGCAUCGUGUACCGGGUCGUCCCCGGCCGCGGCCCCGCCGUCGCCGUCCGCCGCCUCAGCGAGCCCGACGACGGCGACAGCGAUGGCUCCGGUUCUGGCUCCGGCUGGCGCCGCCGCCGCGCGUUCGAGGCCGAGGCUGCCGCCAUCGGCCGCGCGCGCCACCCUAACGUCGCCCGCCUCCGCGCCUACUACUACGCCCCCGACGAGAAGCUGCUCAUCUACGACUACCUCCCCAGCGGCUCCCUCCACUCCGCUCUCCACGGUGGCCCGACGGCGUCGCCGACGCCAUUGCCGUGGUCCGUGCGUCUGUCCAUCGUGCAGGGCGCGGCGCGCGGGCUGGCGUAUCUGCACGAGUGCAGCCCGCGGCGGUACGUGCACGGCUGCAUCAAGUCGUCCAAGAUCCUGCUGGACGACGAGCUCCGCGCGCACGUGUCCGGGUUCGGGCUCGCCCGCCUGGUCGCCGGCGCGCACAAGGCCGCCGGCGGCGGGCACUCCAAGAAGCUCGGCAGCGCGGCAUGCGCGCUCCGAGGCGGUGGCGCGGCGUCGUACGUGGCCCCGGAGCUGCGCGCGCCCGGCGGCGCCCCCGCCGCGGCCGCCACGCAGAAGGGGGACGUGUUCGCGUUCGGCGUCGUGCUGCUGGAGGCCGUGACCGGGCGCGAGCCCACGGAGGGGGAGGGCGGCGUGGACCUGGAGGCCUGGGUGCGCCGCGCGUUCAAGGAGGAGCGGCCGCUGUCGGAGGUGGUCGACCCCACGCUGCUCGGCGAGGUGCACGCCAAGAAGCAGGUCCUGGCCGUCUUCCACGUCGCGCUCGGGUGCACGGAGCCCGACCCCGAGAUGCGCCCGCGCAUGCGCGCCGUCGCCGAGAGCCUCGACCGGAUCGGCUGACUUCCAGCGCGACGGCGUCCGGCCGGCCGCCGGUUACUGAUCAUCAACUACGUAGGUGCAAUCCAACGCAUAAAAGAGACUCGCAGUCCUGUUCAUGUAGAUUAGCGCAGUUAAGCAUUGUGGAUUUCAGAGACGGUAAACGCAGGUAAAAACAAUCAUCAUCCGCUCCA
This is a messenger RNA of Zea mays, 2249 nucleotides long. Its product is annotated as pangloss1. NCBI's taxonomy places the organism in Eukaryota, Viridiplantae, Streptophyta, Magnoliopsida, Poales, Poaceae. Gene Ontology annotation, biological process: protein phosphorylation. Gene Ontology annotation, molecular function: protein binding; protein kinase activity; ATP binding. The record is from RefSeq and is marked validated.